Acipenser ruthenus (sterlet) is the source of this 5739-nucleotide messenger RNA. It is a transcript of the gene ibtk, whose product is annotated as inhibitor of Bruton agammaglobulinemia tyrosine kinase. Gene Ontology annotation, molecular function: protein tyrosine kinase inhibitor activity; protein kinase binding. The transcript has 29 exons. Gene Ontology annotation, biological process: negative regulation of protein phosphorylation. Gene Ontology annotation, cellular component: cytoplasm; nucleoplasm. Lineage: Eukaryota; Metazoa; Chordata; Actinopteri; Acipenseriformes; Acipenseridae. Bases 745 to 4776 code for a protein of 1343 amino acids. The record is from RefSeq and is a predicted model, not a curated record.
CACAGUCUAUCCAAUGGGAGAACUGCAUGCAAGAAAUCUCCACCACUCAGGUUUCUGCAUGUUACGCGGCCUCUUCCGUUAAGAGGUGCUUACUAUAAGACCAACUCCAGCCACAGUCUUCAAAUUUCAGCUGUUUAAACUAUUUAAUUGACAAUGAGUGUAUGGAACAACACCCUCGAGUUCUGUAAACAUACUGUUUACAACUUCAACUAGCGACAGGUUUCACCUACAAUUAUGGAGGCUUAAAAGAAGUUGAGUGUUUGGGGGGGAAAGAAGGGGGCUUUCCCCUUUUGGUGGUUGGGAACUGUGGAAAGGAUUUAUUGAAGGUGCCAAAGUUGUGUGUGUGUGUUUUUUAGUAAAAAAAUAAAAAAUAAAAAAAUAAAAUCUAUAAAAUAUUUUCCUAGAUUGUAAUACAUAUUUAUAUAUAAAUAACAGAUAUCUAUUUAUUUAUAUAUUGGUUAAUGCGUGUAAGGUGUCAAAUUUGACUUUCUUCAGAUGCAAUUUGCGUAAGGUACAGUUAUCAUGGUUGAUUGAUAUAAUUUGAAAAAGGAUAAUGGGUUGCUAGGGUGCCGUGGAUUUUAACACAAGCACAAUUCUAGCUCCCAGGUAGUAUUAUUAUUAUUAUUAUUAUUAUUAUUAUUAUUAUUUCCACCUUUAAAUAGCAUAUAAUAAUUUAAGAAUAAAACCUGAAUUGCCAGGGUGUUUGUUUUCUUGUAAGAAGGGGGUUGUAUUUAAGACUCCAGAAUGAAUGUGGUGGUCUCUCCUGACUGCACCCCAAAGUGUCGCUCACUCCAGCAUGCUCUGGAUGUCAUCUCUGCACUGACCAAGGGCAAGGAAGGCCAAGUCAAGGCCUUCCUAUCUACCCACUGCCACAAUGUGGCCACUCUGAAGGACAGCUUCGGCAGGACUGCACUUCACUUUGCUGCCUCGCUUGGGAAGAGAGGGGUGCUCGACUGGCUGCUGGACGUGAAGGGAGCUGAUGUGCUGGUGAAGGACAAGGAAUCCGGAUGGACCGCCAUGCACAGGAGUGUGUUCUACGGACACAUCGACUGCCUCGUGUCCCUUGUGAAGCAUGGCAGCAGUCUUGUUGCUCAGGAUAAAGAGGGGCUUUCAGUUCUUGACUUGACGAUGAAAGAUAGGCCAUCACAUGUAGUUUUCAGAAAUACUGAUCCGACAGAAGUUUAUACGUGGGGCAAUAACACUAAUUUUACUCUUGGCCAUGGAAAUCAACAAAGCAAACACCACCCAGAACUGGUGGAUCUUUUCCCGAGAACUGGAAUUUAUAUCAAACAGGUGGUGCUGUGUAAAUUCCACUCCGUGUUUCUCUCUCAGAAAGGUCAGGUUUAUACCUGUGGGCAUGGCCAAGGUGGACGACUGGGACAUGGAGAUGAACAGACAUAUCUGGUUCCACGGGUGGUAGAAGGUUUAAUCAGCCAUCACUGUUCCCAAGUGGCUGCUGCCAAGGAUCACACUGUGGCGCUGACAGAAGAUGGAUAUGUUUACACUUUUGGACUAAAUACCUUUCACCAGCUGGGCAUUGCACCACCUCCAGCUACCAGUAAUGUUCCCAAACAGGUCCUGUCCAAAUCUCUGAAAGGAAGAACUGUUAUUGGUGUGGCUGCAGGAAGGUUCCACACCGUUCUGUGGACAAAAGAAGCAGUAUAUACUGUGGGACUCAAUGGGGGCCAGCUAGGCUACCUUCUGGACCCCAAUGGAGAACGGUGUGUGACGGCUCCUCGACAGGUGUCUGCGUUGCAUCACAAAGAUAUUUCAAUCUCCAUGGCAGCUGCCAGUAACGGUGCCACAGUUUGCGUCACUGAAAAAGGGGAUGUCUAUCUGCUGACAGAUUAUCAGUGUAAAAAACUGGCUUCCAAACAGCUCAACCUAAAGAAAGUGCUUGUUACGGGAGGCUUCUUGGAUCAUAGGGUCGACCCCCAGAAUCUCAGAGAGGGUGGAGGUGAAAAGGUGUCUAUUCUAGCAUUGGAUGAAGCUGGAAGAGUGUUCUGCUGGAAGUCAUCAAGUGGCUCUGUGAAGCAGUGCAGAUGGGCAUAUGGACGGCAAGUCUUCAUGUCGGAUAUUGCGCUUAGUAAGAGUGGAAUGAUGUUCAUCACUAUGGAGGGUGAAGGAUUUUCAGGGCAGUGGGUGGCAGACAGCAAAAAGAUCCCUGAAAAGAGAGAUGACCGAACGAGCCUCGUGAACUCGGCUGUCACAUUCUGCCACACAGAGUCCAGCACUACGUACGAGAGAAUUCGAAUUGACAAGCUUCCAUUUGUUCACCGGGCUGUCGGCAUAACUACUGAGUCUAAUGGGCGUAACUUUGCAGUUUUGCAGUCUGAUCCUAAGACUAGCUUGUAUGAAAUUCCCAGUGUGUCGUCAUCUUCCUUCUCCAAAGAUUUCCACAGCCUUCUUGCGGAAACGCAGGAAACGGACAACAUCCAUGAUGUGACACUACAAGUGGGCAAUAGGAUUUUCCCAGCUCACAAGUACAUCCUUUCCAUGAGGUCAGAUUACUUUCGGAAGCACUUCUACCCUGAGUCUGAUCGAGUGGAGUUGCCCGACAUCCUCCAUCUCAAUGAAGACGCAGUGGGAUGUGAUCUCUUUGCACUUGAGAAGGUCCAGCCUGAUAUGUUUGAGUACCUCUUACAGUUCAUCUACACUGACAACUGCGACUUACUCACCCAUGGCUACCGACCCAAAAUAUGCCAAGUGGAAAAUAAGAAAGACUGCCAGGAUACGCUGAUCUCCAGCCUGCAGAAGAUUAGCUUCCAUGAGGGUCUUAAAGGCAAGUCUGCCUACGAGGUUUACCAGAGCCAUCAAGUAAAUGGUGAUGGGGAGAAACAGAAAACCAAAGCCAAGAAUGUCAAGAAGGGCAAGGGGGCCAGCGAGGAAGCCAAUCCUGUGAAAACGUUGCAGGGAUUGGCAAAGAAAUUUGGGAUCGCCAGCCUGGCUGCUCGGCUGGAUGGAGUUAAAGUUGAAAAUGGCAAAAUCAAUGUUGUACACAAAAAAGCUGGAAAUAGACCAAAAUUUAAUCAGAAAAAGAGCUCCUACAUGUGCGAUGUGACCCUAAGAUCAGAGGAUGGAAAGGAUUUCCCUUGUCACAAGUGUGUUCUGUGUGCACGGUUAGAAUAUUUCCGUAGCAUGUUGGGCAGUUGCUGGAUUGAGGCUUCCUGCUGCUCAGCUCUGGAAAUGCCCAUCAACUCUGAGAUUCUGCAGGUCAUCCUGGAUUAUAUCUAUACUGAUGAAUCUCCUACCAUCAGAGAGUCCCCGCACGUGGAGUUUCUGUGUAACGUGCUAGUUGUGGCGGACCAGCUCCUCAUCAGCCGUCUGAAGGAGAUGUGUGAAGUGGCGAUUACAGAAAAGUUGACCCUGAAAAAUGCAGCGGAGCUCCUUGAAUUUGCUUCCAUGUAUUAUGCAGAUCAACUGAAACUGUCAUGCCUGCAGUUCAUUGUAUUGAAUAUGGCAGCAUUACUCGAAGCAAGAACUCUGGAUGUUCUUAGUGCUGAGGUGCUGAAGGAGCUGUCUGCUGCUUACCAGAGGAUGAUCCCUGCUAUGCAAAGGAGAAUAAUCACACCAUAUCCAGAUGGGCCUGACCUGAGUUGUUUUGAGGAGGGUGAUGGCGAAAGCUUGCUGUGGAGCAAGACUGAUGCAGACACAGAACCUGUCUGCAGAGAAACCCUUUUAAAAAGAGCCAAAAUCAAGGCCAAGAAGAAGCCAAGGAGGCGCUCUGACAGUUCAGGGGGUUAUAACCUCUCUGACAUCAUCCACAGCCCGACCUCCACAGGUUUAAUUAAAAUUGGAAAGACAAAUUCCAUAGAAUCCCUUCAGGAGCUCCUGACAUCCGAUUCCGAGGGAAGCUAUGCAGGAGUUGGCAGCCCCAGAGAGCUACAAUCACCUGUCUUCAUGGCAGGACCCAGCCACGAUCAAUCUGAGAUGGAGGAAAAAUCUCGAGUUAUGGAAACAAAAAGCCCAACUCCAAGCAUCGAGAUGAAAGACCAGAAGGCUUCUACUCCACAGACUAUCCCAAGACCAACAGCAAGCCCAACCAGUCCUCCUGUGUUGGAUCUGAGAGCCUUCAUGGAAAUGGAAGCACAUAUACAAAACCGUGGAGCUACUCAUAAAAAUAGUUCAGGUAGUGGUAGUAAACCCACGAUACAUGGAACCAAGAUUUCCCAGAAGCAAAGAAAAAUGAUUGCUAUGGCAGCUAGAGUGUGCAGCUCUGGUUCAAGGGGUGGGGACAGCGCCCCUGUGAAGACCAGUCCAUCAGCACCAUCUCAGGCUGAAAAAGCAUGGGCGGAUCCUCUGUACUGUUCUCCAUCUCCCAAGUCAUUCCGGGAUCUCUUGAUGGAGGAGGAGAAGACGGAAAGACCCGUUCUCUCCUCACUCAUUGUUACCAAGAAGGUUUCUUUCAAAGCCAAGGAGCAGCAUGAAAAUAAAAAGACAAUGUCUGGGUGGCCAGCCAGAAGCACCCCCAGUAUAUGUAACCACAUCCCUACAUCAGCACAAGCAGACAGCCACAAUCCCUGGCUGAAGCCUGCAGUGAGCAGUCCUCCAGCAGUGGCACCCGUUACUUUUGCAGCUAUUGUGGAGGAAGAACGGCAACAGGAAGCAGCUCUUAUUCGAAGCAGAGAGAAGCCUUUGGCAUUGAUCCAGAUUGAGGAGCGUGCUAUUCAAGAUUUACUCAUCCACUACAAUGCUUUUGACAACCCAGAUGAGUUCAUCAGAGUGGAGAGAGCGUCCCAAGGACCUAUAGCAAUUCCAAUGUGGAAUAAACACUGAGCCUCUAUUCCCCCCCAGAUUUAAUUUUGGAAUUGGAUGAAAGAUAGGUACUCCUACCAGACACUAGACUUCCAUAUCUGAGUGUAGCAGUUUGUCUGUGAACUUAGUAAGCUUAAUUGUAGGUGUUAGAAUUUCUAAACAGUGGUUGUCUACAGCUUAUAUUACCACUGGAGGUUUUUCAUAGAGGGGGAAAUGUGAACUCUGUAGUUUUUGCAUUGUGUGUAUUCUUGCAGGAUCGUAAAAUUUAAUUAAUUUAUAUAAAAUAUGGCUUAAUUCUUUCAACACUGGGGACAUGUAUAGGAAUAACUCCAUGCGUAAGCGCUGCCCAGUAACUAGUCCACAGCUUUUUUUUUUGCUUGUUUUUCAGGGAAGUCAUUUUCAUAGAAAAUCAUCUUGUUGAAACAUUUGUCAUUGAAUUGUAUACGUUUCUUUUUAGUAUUUAAAUAUUCCCCUUUUUAUAAAACAUGCAUUUACUUGGUGUUGAAAGAGGGAAGCCAAGUUCCUUUUAAAAGACUAAUUGAAAGUCUUGUAUGAAUCAUACAAAAGUGUUCGACAUAAUCAGAAAAAAGCUCAUGAAUAAAAUUACAUUAUGCUAUAUAACAAAACAAAAUGUGUAUUGGGCUAGAAAAUGUUGUUUUUUUUUUUUUUCAAAUACAGAGCAUGUAUAGCCUUAUUGGUAUAUGAUUGUAAGCAGCACUGCAAAAUAUUAGAUAAUUGAGACAUUUGCAUUUUAAGGUGCUUGAAUUAUUUUUCUGCUUGGUUUACUGAAAGGGAGGGGGGGGGUUGCUUGUAAGUGUUGAAAUAACUAUAUUAGUCUGCAAACAAAUGAAACAUAAAAAGCAAGUGUGUGUAAUGUACUAUAAAGUCAUUUGAUUAAGCUGGGCAAAAUGUCACUUUGGAGUUCUGCUGGGAAUACAGCAGCCUGCAACUAGGAACAAUAAAAAACUCACCUGUGCAGUAAAA